CCAAAUUGACCGAACUUGUUUCUUGAUUACAGAUAUGCAUCUUAUUCUAGAGCUGGUGCCGAAUCAUUCAAGUGAUCAACACGAAUGGUUUAUGGAGAGUCGGCUCAGUAAAGACUCGCCAUUUAGUGAUUACUAUAUCUGGGCAGAUGGAGACAAUGGAGAACCGCCGAAUAAUUGGAUCAGUAUGUACGGAGGUUCUGCGUGGACGUACAUGUCCGCACGCAAUCAAUGGUACCUGCACACGUUUUCGGAAAAUGAGCCGGAUUUGAACUACAGAAAUCCAAUGGUGGAAAAAGAGAUGACUGUAAGUAUGAAUACUGUGUCAAUUUCAGUUAGACCUACUCUAAUUUCAGUAAAAAUACUCUGCUACAAAAUUCCGUGGUGGAAGAGAUUGAGUUGUCGGCUUCCGAUUAGUUACUCGGCUUCAAAAUAAGUAGGUUGGUUUCUU
Messenger RNA from Anneissia japonica, 448 nucleotides. RefSeq names its product oligo-1,6-glucosidase-like. Gene Ontology annotation, biological process: carbohydrate metabolic process. NCBI's taxonomy places the organism in Eukaryota, Metazoa, Echinodermata, Crinoidea, Comatulida, Comatulidae. The transcript has 2 exons. Bases 35 to 433 code for a protein of 132 amino acids. The record is from RefSeq and is a predicted model, not a curated record.